AUGCCGUCGAUUUCAUCCGUCGAAGCCGUCUUGUCUGCUGCCGAGAAGGAUAGCUCCAAACUUCUUGGCCUGGCAUUCGGCGAGCAACGCAUCACGACGCCUGGCCAAUACCUUCCUAGAAGUGAUGCACAGAAAGAGCCCCAGAUUUCCUUCAAUGUAUCAUCUGGCACCUAUAUUGUCAUCAGUCUGGACCUCGAUGCUCCAUUUCCAUCGCUCGGCUUCCUAGGACCCAUCCUACACUGGAUUCAUCCGGGUUUUAAGCCGUCGACGAAUACCACUGUCACGGGGGAGACCAUCUUGACAACAUCUGCCCCUUUUGUUGCGAACUAUAUCGGCCCUGCGCCUCCACCGGGCAGCGCGCCGCACCGGUAUGUUUUCCUGCUGUACGAGCAGCCAGACGGCUUCGACAUCGAGAGGCAUGCUUCAAAGAACGGGAAGCCCGUUGGUAACUGGCAGAGGAUAAGGUAUGAUCUGGAUGCAUUCGCGAAGGAAGUGGACCUCGGACCAGUUCUGGCGGCGAACUAUUUCCGCAGCAACUGA
Messenger RNA from Aspergillus lentulus, 540 nucleotides. NCBI's taxonomy places the organism in Eukaryota, Fungi, Ascomycota, Eurotiomycetes, Eurotiales, Aspergillaceae. The record is from RefSeq and is a predicted model, not a curated record.